UGAAAUGUGGCUCUAACGGUGGUGAACAACACCACACGAGCCCGUCACCCAAACUCCCACAUUCCUUUGGACCGUGCCAUAGUCGCGCAUACAGACUUCGACUUCACACCGCACAGGCAACGAUUCACCUAAUUCAAGAUGUCUGAGGCUGAAGGACCACCACCUCAAGGACCGCCUCAGGGCCCUCCCCAAGGGCAGUUCCAAGGGCCGCCGCCAGGCAUGCCUCAACCCGGCCAGCAGCCCACGCCCGAGCAGAUCCAGAUGAUGCAGCGCCAGCUCGCCGCCGAAGCAGAGAAGCACGGAAUCUCGGUGCAAGAAUAUGUUCAGAGACUCAAAGCACAGGCAAUGGCACAGCACCAGGCGCAAAUGCAGGCGCAACAGCGAGCUCAGCAGCAGCAGCAGCAGCAGCAACAACAGCCAAUCCAGCCUGGACCGCCAAAGCCAGAGGCGAUCGCUGUAGCCAAUUUCCUGAAGUCGCAAGACCUGAAGCCUAGGACAGUCAUCCACGAUGAGAAGCGCAAGGAUAUGUUCAGAGUCAUGCGAGCAAUCCGCGCCCUCUCCUCACCUGCCUACCAGAAAGCGCGCACAAAGAACCCCCUCCUCCCCGAAGUUCACGACCGCGCCUCCGCCGAGAACACGUUCAAGCUGCUCCCUCUCUCCCUCCUUGCCCUCCGCGUUUCAAAAGUCGAUCCUGCCACCGCCCAUGAGGGCCACAAUCACGCCAAACCGAAGCGUGUCAAGGGUCUCUGGACUGUCCGUAUCGAACAGCACCAGGAAGCGAACGACGAUAACUACUACAUCUGGCUGUACGAGGGCUCGCAGUGGAAGCAGAAGCUGUACGCCGCCGGUGCGCUUGUGCUUGUCAUUGCGGUCGUGCUGUUCCCGCUGUGGCCGCUGUUCCUCAGGCAGGGCGUGUGGUACCUGAGUAUGGGCAUGCUAGGCCUGAUUGGACUGUUCUUCGCUAUGGCGAUUGUGCGGUUGAUUCUGUUCAUCAUCACAAUGUUCGCUGCACCACCUGGUCUAUGGCUCUACCCCAAUCUGUUUGAGGAUGUGGGCUUCUUCGAUUCGUUCAGGCCUGUGUGGGCAUGGCAAGAGACACCCGAGGAUAUCAAGAACAAGAAGAUCGCAAAGAAGGAAAGGAAGGCUGCCAAGCUCGCUGCAAAGGCAAACGGCGAGGGCAAACCAUCCAAGGGCAAGAAGGGCUUCACACCUCUCGAGCACCAGCACCAGCAUGGACACGUCGAGGAGAUUGUCGAGGACGAACAGCCAAACCAGCAAGAACCCGUAGCUGCUGAUGCCGCGCCUCAACCGACGGGCUCAGAGGCCGCACCUGCGCCGACGGGUGAUGUGACACAGCGCCCGCCGAGAGCGACGGUAGAAGAAGCUGAAGAUGAGUAAGUGAAGUUGUUCGAGAUGUAGUGUAGGGUUUUGCGGUUUUGGGCAUUGUCAUUUGCAUGGGUUAGCUGGUGUUUGGUGUUACGGGACGGACGGUGGAUGAGGAUCAUGAGCUGUUUGACUGGUGCAG
Messenger RNA from Macroventuria anomochaeta, 1525 nucleotides. Its product is annotated as translocation protein. The transcript has 3 exons. The record is from RefSeq and is a predicted model, not a curated record. NCBI's taxonomy places the organism in Eukaryota, Fungi, Ascomycota, Dothideomycetes, Pleosporales, Didymellaceae. Bases 139 to 1398 code for a protein of 419 amino acids. Gene Ontology annotation, cellular component: endoplasmic reticulum; endoplasmic reticulum membrane. Gene Ontology annotation, biological process: post-translational protein targeting to membrane, translocation.